Messenger RNA from Chara braunii, 875 nucleotides. Lineage: Eukaryota; Viridiplantae; Streptophyta; Charophyceae; Charales; Characeae. The record is from the annotation of a GenBank genome assembly.
CCUAGGGGAGGUUGUCACACAGCGGGAUGGUGGGAGGAGGCGGACGCGAGGUUGGAAGAGGGCAAGUGGAGAUGGGAGAUCCCAAUGGCGGAAGGAAGGGGUAGGGAGGCGGACAGAAGGUCGUCCAAGGUGGACAGGAGGUCGGCGGGAGAAGAUGGCUGGAGGAGGCGGAUAGGAGGUGGCAAAGGCGGAGAGGAAACGGCGGGAGGAGAUAGUGGGAGGAGGCGGACGAGAGGUGACGGAGGCGGAGGAGAAGUGGAGGAGGCAGGACGGAAAGAGAGAAAGAAGAUGGCAGGAGGAGGUGAACAGGAGGUGGCAGAGGCGGAGAGGAGAUGGUGGGAGGAGAUGGCGGGAAGAGGCGGGCGGGAGGUUGCGAAGGCGGAGGAGAACUGGCGGAAGAGGGGAUUAAAGAGAGAGGAGAUGCCGAGAGGAGGUGGACGGGAGGUGGGCGGAGACGGAGGGGAGGUGGGCGGAGGUGGGCGAAUGUGGGCGAAGGUCGAACAGGAAGUGGCGGAGGCCGAGCGGAGGUGGGCGGAGGCCGAGCGGAGGCUUGUCGGGAAAUCCUUCCAAGUUUGAGAACGUACUUGUAAUGGUUAAAAUGGUUUGUUCCACAUAUAUGGUCUACACACCUGGUAGCAGAUGUGAUACCCUCUAAAUCCUUCAUGCUCCAAGACGUACCUAUAAUGGUUAAGAUUCUCCAUGUUUAUGGUCUACACACCCGGUAGCAGAUGUGAUACCGUCUAAGUCCUUCAUGGUCCACCAUGACGUACCUAUAAUGGUUAAAAUGGUUUGUGUAUACAUUCUACACAACCGGUAGCAGAUGUGAUAUCCUCUUCACCCAAAUAGACCAUACACUAUCGUACAGUCAUUUUCGC